This is a messenger RNA of Ceraceosorus bombacis, 1128 nucleotides long. The record is from the annotation of a GenBank genome assembly. NCBI's taxonomy places the organism in Eukaryota, Fungi, Basidiomycota, Exobasidiomycetes, Ceraceosorales, Ceraceosoraceae.
AUGAUCAGCUUUGGUCCCUCGGCCGCAUCUGCUCACUUGCAGCGCAAUGCCUCUCUAGCCGCCGAGAAGCAGAUGGCUCCGAAUGCUCAUGGACCUCAACAGAGAGCUUUCAGCCCUUAUACCGAUAAUGGAGGUAGCAUUCUUGCCAUUGCGGGCAAGGACUUUUGCGUGGUUGCGGGCGAUACGAGACAGAGCGAGGGGUACAACAUCAUGACUAGGUACAAGCCCAAGGUUUUCAGAUUGUGAGUAGCGUGGCUUCUUGGCUUGGCGAUGAAUGCGCUGCGCUGUUGCUCGGUGAUGGGCAAUGCGAAAGGGGAAGAAGAUAGAUGGGAGCGUGCGCAAUGAGCGCGCACUGACGCUACCAUCAUGUCAUGUCAUGUCAUGCCUUGCCCACCCCCCACUGCCCCUUUUGCGCGCAGGACGGACAAGGCGACGCUGGCUACGAAUGGCUUCAGCGCCGAUGCCGAUGCCCUCGUAUCUCGUAUCAAGCAGAGGUUGGAGAUGUACAGGCACGCCCACGGUUCUUCCAUGCCUCUAGCGUCCAUCGCCAGGUUGAUCAGCACCAUGCUGUACGGAAAACGCUUUUUCCCUUACUACGUCUACAAUAUCCUUGGAGGACUGGACGAGGAGGGAAAGGGUGCAGUGUACUCUUUCGAUCCGGUGGGAAGCUACGAGAGGGAAUUUUGCAGAGCUGCCGGUGCUGCCCAGAGCCUUUUGCAACCCUUUUUGGACAGCCAGGUGAGAAGGUUUGCGGCGUUUGCAAUGCCUGUCGUACGGCCCGCCAGCCAGCCAGCCAGCUGACGAUGCCUUGCAUAAUGUCCAACCCUUUUCCUUCAGAUCAUGUUCAAGAAUCAACUCUCCACGCCCACUCGUCCUCUGCCCGAGCCUGGCACCAUGGCGCUCCCAGACGUGCUGCGCAUCGUCAUGGACAGCUUCACCUCGGCCACCGAGCGUCAGAUUGAGGUGGGAGAUGGAUUGGAAAUGUUUGUGGUGAGGAAUCCGGCAGAGGCGGCCAGUGGUGGUGCUGCUUCAGUACAGCUCAAUGGAGCGGUGGAGGCUACGGGAGGAGAGGAUGAUCAAGUGGAAGGCGCUACGCUGGUGCUCAGAAGGGAGCUCAAGAAGGAUUAA